ACACAGGUCUAUAAUUAUUGGGUUCUUUACUAUCACCGGAUUUAAACAACGGAACUACUUUACUGUGUUUUAUGAUCCGGAAAGACUCUUUGGUCUAUGCUGGUGUUAAAUAUGAAAGCUAAAUAAGGCGCAAUAGUUUCGAUGAUAGAACUACAGACUUUUACAAUCUCUCAUCACAAGCCUUCACGACGUACGUAACUGAAAUUUUAGGUGAAGUAAUGUUAAUAUGCAAUCUUAUAAAUCUCCACUACGUCACGUUUAAGAACUUGUUCCACUACGAGUACACCAAAUAUUAUUUUCAAUGAACAAUAGUCAAGCGAUUUGAUACAUUGGACAUUCUGGACCUGGAUACGGAUAGACAACUUACAACUCAAAGUAAGGAGGUGUAUGAAGGAUAAAAAUGUAUUUAAUGUGCAAAGUACUGUUUAUGUUGCUCAUAAGUCAAGUGUAUAGUUCACCAAGGAAGAAAUCUUAUUCGGAAAUAAAAUCGUGUAAUGUUGGUAAUUUAGCGGAAGAAAUUGCGUCCUAUGACAGCGUAGUACGAGAUAUUAUGGACUACGUGGUGUCCGGCCCGUUCAAAAGGAAGACCUAUAAUGAACUCGAGAAAUUUGUCGACAAGUUUGGAGCUCGGAUAUCGGGGUCGCAGGUGUUGGAAGAUUCUAUUGAUUAUAUGAUCAAGCUGACUCAGGAUGAGGAUUUCACUGAUAUAGUUACUGAGGAGCUGGAGGUUCCUCAUUGGGUAAGAGAACAAGAAAAAAUUACUAUGUUGAAACCCAGGUCAAAGAAUAUUGCAGUAUUAGGUCUCGGUACAAGCAUAAGCACUCCGCCCGAAGGUGUAACAGCUGACGUUGUCGUGUUUUCCAAUUUUGAAGAGUUCGAUAAAGCUUCUAUUGAAGACGUUAAAGGAAAAAUAGUUCUGUUUAAUCCAAUCUUUACAACAUAUCACGAAACAUCUCCAUACAGAACUCAUGGAGCUGCAAGGGCAGCGGAAAAGGGAGCGGUUGCAUCAUUAAUUAGAUCGAUUACCCCAUUCUCCAUUAAUUCACCUCACGCUGGUAUGCAGCACUAUUCUGAAAAUGUCACCAAAAUCCCUACCGCGGCCAUUACGUUAGAAGACGCAGAUUUGAUAAAAAGAUUCUAUAACAGAGGCGAGAAAGUUGUACUCAAUAUAAAAAUGCAUAGCUCCAUUGAGACUAAAACAUCUCGGAAUACUCUUAUAGACUUAAAAGGAACUAAGAACCCAGAAAAGCUUGUAAUUGUUUCGGGUCACAUUGAUAGUUGGGAUGUAGGCCAGGGCGCCAUGGAUGAUGGUGGUGGCCUUUUUGUAAGUUGGGCUGCUCCUAUAAUAUUAAAAAGACUAAAUUUAAUACCAAAAAGAACUGUUAGAGCCAUAUUUUGGACAGCUGAAGAGUUGGGAUUUGAAGGUGUUAAAGCCUAUAAAGAGAAACAUAAAAACGAAAGCCACAAUAUAAACUUUAUUAUGGAGUCUGAUGAAGGAACAUUUGCGCCACGAGGGCUGUCUGUAGCUGGAACUCAAGAGGCUCGUUGCAUCAUUGCUGAAAUUUUAAAAUUAUUUGAAUCUAUAAAUGCUUCUACUCUAAUUGAAACUGACAGACCUUUGUCUGAUAUAGCUUUUAUUGUUCAAAAUGGUAUUCCAGGAGCUAGUCUUCAUAAUGCAAAUGAAAAGUACCAUUGGUUUCAUCAUACGGAAGGCGAUACAAUGAACGUCGAAAACCCUGAAGAACUUGAUUUAUGUACGGCUUUUUGGGCUGCGGUUGCCUACAUUAUAGCUGAUAUUUCUGUUGAUAUACCUCGAUAAAAAAAUUUGAAUAACUUGUGAUUAAAUUUUAUAUUGUGAAAA
This is a messenger RNA of Pieris napi, 1861 nucleotides long. Its product is annotated as carboxypeptidase Q-like. Gene Ontology annotation, biological process: peptide catabolic process; proteolysis. The record is from RefSeq and is a predicted model, not a curated record. Gene Ontology annotation, molecular function: metallodipeptidase activity. The transcript is spliced from 4 exons. NCBI's taxonomy places the organism in Eukaryota, Metazoa, Arthropoda, Insecta, Lepidoptera, Pieridae. The coding region runs from base 401 to 1819 and encodes 472 amino acids.